Messenger RNA from Bombyx mori (domestic silkworm), 738 nucleotides. Its product is annotated as piggyBac transposable element-derived protein 4-like. The coding region runs from base 1 to 738 and encodes 245 amino acids. The transcript has a single exon. Lineage: Eukaryota; Metazoa; Arthropoda; Insecta; Lepidoptera; Bombycidae. The record is from RefSeq and is a predicted model, not a curated record.
AUGGUGGAAGAAACUAAUAAAUAUGCAGCGGAAUUCAUAAAUUCACAUGUUCUAAAGCCAAAGUCUCGCAUUCACAAAUGGAAGGAUACAACUAUAGAAGAAAUGGAGCGAUUUAUGGGGGUGUUAAUGGUCAUGGGUAUCAGUAAAGUACCAAAUUUGCAUUUAUAUUGGUCUAAAAAGAGAUGCUACCGAAAUGAAUAUAUUGCAAACUUGAUCACAAGAGAUAGAUUUUUGCUUUUAUUGAAAUUUUGGCAUUUCAGCGAUAAUGUAAAUAAUGGAGAUAAAUUAUACAAGAUUCGGAAGAUACUGGACAUUGUAUUCAAAUUAUUUACUGAAAUAUUGAAGCCAGGAAGAUUCAUAGUGAUCGAUGAAACAAUGAUCCCUUGGAAAGGACGUCUUAACUUUCGUCAAUAUAUCAAAAAUAAAGCUCACAAAUAUGGCAUCAAGCUAUAUAAAUUGUGCACACCUGAGGGUUACACUUACUCGGUGAUUGUAUACACGGGAAAGGAUGAAGAAAAGUCGGGCGCUGGACAUGGUUACGAUGUAGUAAUGAAAUUGACUAAGAACUUACUGGAAGAGGGUCGAACUUUGAUAGCAGACAACUUUUAUACAUCUGUUCCAUUAGCUGAAGAAUUACUAAAAAAGAAGACAUUUAUGUGUGGUACACUUAGAACCAACAGAAGAGGACUACCUAAGUCCUUCAUAAGUAAAAAAAUGAACAAGUUAUUGGAAACAUGA